ACCUAUGACAACCAAAAUAACCAUCUCCUUCUUCCCUCUUCCACCUCUAUAUUUAGCAUCUCUCUCUCUACUCCCCCUCCUCUCGCUCUGUCCUGUCAAGAAGCCUUAGGAACCACCAAAAAAGAGGUACAUUUUGUUCCUUCUGGUUUUCUUCCCAUCAUCACAACGCCUGCCAUGUUGCAUGCUUGUCAAUUUCCCUGCAUUUAUUGACUCUUGUUUCCGUUACAAGUAACAUACGUUGCUCAUUGUUGGCGGUGUAAAUUGUUUGAUUCGCCUCUUUCAUUCUUUGCACGGUUUUGCUGCCAUUAAUAGCAGAAUUGGCAAUUAUUAUUAUUCUUCGUUUCAGAAUUCAGAAACAGGUUGGUGCCCAUUAUUAUUCUGGUGGAAAAGUUUGAAUUUUUGAAAAGGAAAGAGGAAAAAUAUAACAGAAUCUACCACCCCAGAAGAAUCAUAAGAUUAUCUCAUCAUUGAAUUUUAUCAAACGUUCAUUGGGGUUCAGUUAUGUGUGAGAAAGUUAGGACCUUUGGAAUAAUUGAUAGGGUAUCCUCAUUUCAAAUUAUUAUGUGGUAGAAUUAUAAAAUUCAGUGGAAUGGUAUGUUAUGGUGUUGUAAUUUUGAGGCUGCCUUUGAAUGUUGAAGUGAAACUUGGGAGCAUGAGCUAGGUGUAUAUAAAUAUGGACACAAAAGAAGAGGCCGAACCUAAUGAGGAGAGGCCCUCGUCGCCGAUGUGGGUUCUGCAUCAGUUAUCUGAGGGAGCAUUCAGAGUUGCUGGGGAAGCAUGGCAGAAUAUGUACUCCAGUGGUGGCGGCGGCGGUGAUGGUGUUGGGUCAAGCAUGCCACAAAUGGGGCCUGGUGCUCAUAGACGCUGUCAAAGUGAACUUGUUACUAAAGGAUUUCAACGUAGUAGUAGCUUUCAGAAGUUGAAGUGUCACGUGCAAAAGGCCUGGCGGUGGAGUGGCAGAUCCCGCGAUGAAAAUUCCCUGCCAAAUUUUAAUCCUGAGGUCAUGGCAAAUCAGAAACGUCAGUGGUAUCAGCUUCAUCCCAAAUCUAUGGAUUCUGUAAAUUAUAAGGAGCCAACCUCGCUGUUUGAACAUUUUGUGAUUGUGGGGCUGCAUCCAGAUGCUAAUUUGGAAGUCGUGGAGGAUGCAUUUGCAAGAAGGAAGAAGUGGGAAAAGGAAAGAUGUGAAUUUCCAGAUUUGAAAAUGUUGCAGCAACAGAAGCCAGCAGAACCAACUUUGGAACCUCAGAUUUUGUUCAAAUAUCCACCUACAAAGAGGCUAACAGUGCGUAUGAAGGAUUUAGCCUCCUUUUGCUUUCCUGAAGGUGUUAAGGCAUGGUUGCUGGAGAGGACUCCAUCUUUCAGUGAACUAAACGAACUUGUCUAUGGACAGGAGCAUUUAGGAAGAGACGAUCUAUCAUUUGUCUUCACACUCAAGGCAGUAGACAAUACAACACUUUAUGGAGUUUGCUUACAUGUUCCUGAAAUAGUUCAGAGGCCCCCUGGUAUCUUAGGCAUAUCAUCUCCUCAUUCUCUGGUUUCCAGCCGUUUUAUGGUUUCUGCACCUCGAUGUUACUGUCUUCUAACUAGAGUUCCCUUCUUCGAGUUACACUUUGAGAUGUUAAAUAGUCUUAUUGCACAGGAGCGUUUGAAUCGGAUAACUGAGUUUAUAAAUGAGAUUUCUCUCACUAGUUGCCUUCCACCAUCACCCAAACUGGAUGAUCAAAUGAGUUCAAAUGCUAACUCCCCAGAUAGGCAGUCAUUUAGUGACUGGAUGUCUUGUGCAAUUCCUCUUGAUGGUGCAGCAGUCAUUACUGCCGCUGCUGCUGGGCUUCUAUCUGAUGAUGAAAUCACACAGUUAUCACCCAAAAUAUGGGAUUCUCACUGUCAAUCUCCUGCAAGUGUGGCUGCCAGCGAUGCUUCUGAUUUCUAUCAGUUUAGAGACACAGAUAAGGAUGGCAGAAAUAAUCUGCAGGAUCAUAGUAAUGAUGAUUUUGAGGCGCCAGAAAUUCAGGAGACUAUGGAAAGAGUGCAUGGAAAUUGUGAAGGUGGCCCAGUUUCUCCCAUUGUUGGAACACCUCAAUCUUCUAGGAGUCGUGUCUUGGAGCGUCUUGCAAGUUCUGAGUCUCUUUUCAGUCCAGUUAGAAGCAUGGUAUCUGAAGAUGAGGAUGAUCCUUUUUCAAACAACGAAAGAGAUUACGGAGAUGAUUACUUAAUGGAAUGGGCUAUGGAGAAUAAGAAUGAUUUGCUACAGAUAGUGUGUCGAUAUCAUGCUCAACCUAUUCCACCUCGAGGGAGUGAGUUUGUUUUUCACCCUCUUGAACAUCUACAAGCUAUUCAGUAUAUACGACAUUCUGUUGCUGCUCUUGGCUUUGAAGAAAAUUGUUUUAAUUGCUCUGAAUCGGCUCAGGUCAAUUCGAAGUUGGCAGCUGCUGAGGAAACCCUUGCAUUAUCAGUAUGGACGACCGCAACUACGUGUCGAGUUCUGUCCCUUGAUAGUGUGCUGGCAUUAGUUACAGGAGUUUUGUUGGAGAAACAGGUGGUAAUAGUGUGCCCAAAUCUGGGUGUUCUGUCUGCCACAGUGCUUUCUCUUGUUCCCAUGAUUCGUCCAUUUCAAUGGCAGAGUUUACUGCUCCCGGUUUUACCUGGGAAAAUGAUUGAUUUUCUUGAUGCCCCAGUUCCAUAUAUUGUUGGCAUACAGCAUUUACCAGAUGAUUGGAAUAUGAAGACUUCCAAUCUUGUUCAUGUUAAUGUACAGAAGAAUCAGGUUAAAAUGUGUCAUUUGCCAAGACUUCCACAGUAUAAAGAGCUUGUCUCUCAAUUAGGACCAAUUCAUGCCAAACUUUCAAGGGAAAGUUCAAUUGCUCAAAAGCAUCCAAUACAUAGGUGCAACGAAGUACAGGCUGAAGCUGCAACUCAGUUUCUGAAUAUCAUGUGGCAUUAUCUGGAGUCACUUUGUUCUGAACUGAAAUUUCAUACAAUAACUAGUGUACAAUCAAACAAUGACAGGGUUUCUUUACUUCUUAAAGAUAGCUUCAUCGAUUCCUUUCCUAUUAGGGACCAACCAUUCAUUAAGCUAUUUGUAGAUACACAACUCUUCACUGUUUUAUCAGACACUCGUCUAUCAAGCUUUGAGAGUGGCGAGUCAUAGUUCGUUGUCGCCUUAUUUUAGGACCAAAGGGUGUUCUGUAAGACAUGACUGUUGAGACUGAGGAAGAUAUAGUGCAUGAUGUCAUUGGUGUGAACCCUUUCAGUACAGAUGAAAUUUUGCGAAUCCGAGAAUCCAAUGUUUGGAAUGACAAAUGAAGAGUUGUUAUGUGGAUCAAAAAAUUGUACAUGUUGAUAGUAAUUGAUUGCAAAUGUUGAUAUACUAAUAGUGUGCUUGGUUCUGUUGUGGAAAUCCCCAUAAGCAAUUCUCGGAUGAAGUUACAGUGCUUUGGAUUGUGCGUCACUACCAAUUCAAACACACUACUAACACUGCUGCUAACCCAAAGGAAAGAAUUAUUGUCCCUAUUUUUUUUAUUGAGGGCUAUGUUCUUGGGUUUAGAUGCUCAUGUUUUGUAAUUGACUGAUUGUGAGUACUGACUAAUUUCCCUCCCUCUAUAGUUUAAUAUCAUUCAGUUCUUUGUU
Lotus japonicus is the source of this 3627-nucleotide messenger RNA. RefSeq lists its product as uncharacterized. The transcript has 18 exons. Lineage: Eukaryota; Viridiplantae; Streptophyta; Magnoliopsida; Fabales; Fabaceae. Bases 674 to 3148 code for a protein of 824 amino acids. The record is from RefSeq and is a predicted model, not a curated record.